This is a messenger RNA of Patella vulgata (common limpet), 1198 nucleotides long. RefSeq names its product D-beta-hydroxybutyrate dehydrogenase. The record is from RefSeq and is a predicted model, not a curated record. The transcript has 9 exons. The coding region runs from base 101 to 886 and encodes 261 amino acids. NCBI's taxonomy places the organism in Eukaryota, Metazoa, Mollusca, Gastropoda, Patellidae.
AUAAACUAGAUGCACCACAAAUGUUUUGUGCAACUGAUUGUCACACGCCAGUCCUUGGUAUUUCUCUUUGUCAUUGUUAGUGUGGGCCUAGGUUGUUAAUAUGGAUUUGUCGGGCAAAGUGGCAGUUGUUAGUGGAUCGACUACAGGAAUAGGAUUGGGCAUCUCACAUCAUCUAGCAUCUAAAGGUUGUUCUGUUGUUAUUACUGGACUUGGUUCACAAGAUUUAAUCGAUUCUGUUUUAAAAGAUUUCAGGGGUAAAUACAGAGGUAGAUAUGAAUAUGUAGAAGGUGAUUUAAGAAAAGAAGACUGUGUUAUAAGUCUCUGUGAUAAGGUUCUUCAACUAUUUCCUGGUGGUGUUGAUAUUCUCAUCAAUAACGCUGGUAUUAUCCAUAUCAGUGACGUGGAAGAUUAUCCAGUACAGAAAUGGAAUGACAUGGUUGCAAUUUCAUUAACUGCACCCUUCAUAUUUAUGCGACAGUUUAUACCAAAGAUGAAAACCAAAGGUUGGGGGCGCAUAAUCAGUAUGUCCUCACAGAUGGGUCACGUGAGUGCACCAGGUCAAGCGACGUAUUCAGCUGUUAAAUCUGGUCUCAUUGGUCUUACUAAGGGUGUAGCCCUAGAGUUAGCAGCACAUGGUGUAACUGUAAAUGCUAUCUGCCCGGGUUUCGCUGAUGCGCCCAUGUUCCAUCGAUUUGUAAAAGUUGCAGCAGGGGAACAGAAAACAAGUUAUGAAGAUGCCAAGGUCCAAUAUUCAUCCCAGAUUCCAACAAAUCAGUUAGUAACUAUAGAUCAGAUAAGUGAGAUGGUGUUAUAUCUGUGUUCACCAGGAGCCUGCAACGUCACUGGUACAGCUUUAUUGAUAGAUGGUGGUUAUACAGCCAGAUAAAGAACGUCAAACAUCCACCAAAUAACAUUUAGCUGUUCUAAUUUGAACAGCUGAAAAUGGAGUCAACCGUAUUAUAUCGUAAAAAUGAUACAACAUAGUAAAAAUAUUAACGAAUAUGUCAAAAUUUCCUCUAAUUCAUGGUAUAGAGAAUAUAAUGGUUAUGCAAAUAAAAAAAGUAACUUCUUGUCAGAAAGCUUAAUUAUAAACGUAUUGUCAGAAAUUGUGAUAAUAUAUCAAAGCUUUUAAAUGAUUAUUAAUUAGUGUCAUGAUAAAGAAUGACUUUCAAUAUAAUAAAUCAGUUUUAUGAUAAAA